This is a messenger RNA of Dothidotthia symphoricarpi CBS 119687, 1019 nucleotides long. RefSeq lists its product as uncharacterized. Bases 276 to 1019 code for a protein of 247 amino acids. The record is from RefSeq and is a predicted model, not a curated record. The transcript is spliced from 4 exons. Lineage: Eukaryota; Fungi; Ascomycota; Dothideomycetes; Pleosporales; Dothidotthiaceae.
GUAUUUGGGAGGGCAGGUAUGAUGGCGUCCCCCUCUAUGUUGAUCACGACCAAGUAUUCCCGUCAACGUCUAGCAAUUUGUCUCUGAUUACCGUAACACCAAUCGUAUUCGCUUCUGGCAGCCACAACUCCGGGCGCCAUCGAACUUAUAUGCCGAGCACUGCAGUUCCUAGCAUAUGCCCACUGAGUGCGUCACCCUAUUGCUAAUCGUGAUUUCCUCACUUUCAGGCACGCCACAGGCACACGUCCUCCUAGGAGGACCGCAUUCAUGAUCAAAUGAACGCGGAGGAGGAGCAACCAGACGAUGUUGACGAGCCAGGGACGCAGCGUCCGCAGGCCGCUGCCGCUUCCAACAUGACCAAAAACACGGCUCCACCGAAGCAGCGGGGUCAUAGAGUAGGGAGUGCGAGCUCCGUCAAGGUCUACGAAAGUAGGCAUACUUCUGGACAAUUCACACGAGCAAGCGACCACAGUCCAGUACCACUUCAUCAGAAUCCUGAGCCGCUGAGGUUGAAGCUGCAAUCCACUCAGACCGAUCUUAGGCUGGUCAUCGAUGUCGAAAAUCUGAUUGUACAUGCCGCCCGAAUCGGGCCGAUGAACGAGGAGAUGCAAACCCCAACGCUCAAUAAGGCAGAAAAUAUCGCGGUCACCUUCCUAUUGAACUCCUCAACGACACGGCGCAUGGCAUACAUGAUGGAGCUCACCAAUCAGGGCAUAGUCGAUGUCGCGAGCAAGCCAGGCUUUGACCAUUGCACCCCGAUUAUUCGUCAGGAAAUGACAUGUAACGAGCAUGCCCACGAAGUCAACUAUGAAGCUAAAGUGCGCGCAAGCAAUGAUGCAAGCUCUGUUCAAUCCUGCAUGUGCUUUGGAGUUAUAACCAUUGGGAUUUUGAACUCGCGCACAGCGAAGACCGCAAUGGAUAUACAACUUCUUCCCUUGGAACGUGGUCAGGGGGUGAAUUAUGAUUAUGCUCGUGCUCCGAACAGAUUGCUUGGAUAUGUAACGUCGUCUUUCGACUAA